UUUACCAGUCAUGCCACGUACACUUAACAAUAGAAAAAACAAGGAGUAUGUAUCUGCUUUGUUCAGUGAAUACCUCCUUCGCGACCAUCGGAGCGAUUUGUUGCAAAUUUCAAUGCAGUCCACUGCUCCUUCAUCGUUGUGGUACAUUUCAACUACCUCUGUGAGUUCGACAACAUGUUUUCUGAGCUGCUCUUGGUCAAACCAGAGAACACACUAAUGUUGCUGAAUGAGGGACUUCGUGCAAGCUUGUCUUCACAUGAGAACACAAAUGAGCCAGUGCGUGCUGACUUCGAGUCAUUCGUACACGUCCGCCUUACCGCACUGCCCGUCAUUCCGGAAGUUCACAGGACAACCGUUCCCCUAUCUUCGGACGUUGGGAGAUUUAUCGCUUUCCGAUGCACAGUUAGCCGCGUUGGACCAAUACAAGUUCUUCAAGGACGUGCAACUUAUGUUUGUUCCAAAUGUGGUUACAGAUUCCCAGUGGAUGCAUGUUUCGAGAACCAAUAUAUGAUAAAGCCUCCCCGUUACUGUCCUAACCGUGAUCCGCCAUGUGGUGCCACGUAUCUAAAACCUAUUGCGGACAAUGUUGUUUGCGCGAAAAACUAUCAAGAAAUACGAGUCCACGAGCGAUUUCGUUGUUUAUCUGUCGGAGUUAUGCCUCGUUCCAUCCGCGUUUGUCUAGAAGAUGAUUUGGUGGAAACGGUGAAACCAGGUGAUGAUGUAGUAGUCAAUGGUAUUGUCACUCGUAGAUGGCAAACACCACGGGAGAAUUCACCGUGUGAUAUAUCUUUGUGGAUUAGAGCGAAUUACGUGGAAAAUUUGUCAGAAUUAAAGACAUGCUCGACUGCCGGCUGAACGGAUAAUCGAUUUUCAGUCUUUUUGGGCUCGAACUACUAACUUCACAGAAGCAUUGGAAGCGAGGAACACAUUGUUACGCAGUAUUUGUCCGGAUGUCUGUGGGAUGUACCUGGUGAAGUUGUCCCUCGCUCUCAUGCUUGCGAGCUCGCCAGAUUGGAAUUGUUCGUCAGGUGAUGAGAAGCCGAGUGCCGCGGAACUGAAGCCGCGCAUUCGUGGAAGCCCCCAUAUUCUGCUUGUUGGAGAUCCUGGCACUGCAAAAUCUAUACUUCUUCGUUCCGCGACAAGUCUUAGUAACCGUGCGGUACUGACCGCUGCGACUGUAACAACAGCUGCUGGCCUGACCGCUGCUGCUGUUCGAGAUGCUCAUGGGUGGAGUCUAGAUGCCGGUGCCCUGGUCCUCGCUGAUGGUGGUCUUUGUGCGAUCGAUGAAUUCACGGCUUUGCAGGGAACGCACCGAUCCGCAGUUCACGAAGCCAUGGAGCAACAAACCAUUAGUUUGGCAAAGGCUGGUUUGAUCACCCGUUUGAAUUGUCGUUGCUCCGUAUUGGCGGCAGCCAACCCACCACUGGAGGAUAGUUCACGUUCCGAUGACUUCGGUUUGCCCACCUCACUUCUGAGCAGGUUUGAUUUGAUUUGGCGUCUUGUUGAUCCAAUGGACUCAGUCGCCUGGGAUCGAAAAAUUGCCGAUUUCAUCUUAAAGUUAGAUUCUAAAGCUGAUUCUCACGUCAGCUCUAAACAUGCUCUGUGGCCAACCGAACGACUCAGGGAAUACUUCACGUGGGUUCGACAGGAGUUCAAACCCCGACUAUCUCCCUCUGCCGCCAAUCUGUUGCAGCGUUAUUAUGUAUGGAGACGUAAAAGUAUGGGUUUCUACGGUGUUAACUGCCAGAAUGGUACGCAAGGGCGAACCACUCUCCGUCUGCUGGAGAGUCUUGUGCGGUUAACAAGGGCACAUGCUCGUCUGAUGGCUCGGUCGGAGGCGGGUUCUGAGGACGCAGUCAUUGUCAUAGGUCUCAUGGAUGCCUCACUUCAGUCCACCACAACCGGCGAUGACAGUCGUGCACUUACAGAUGCAUCCUAUUGGAUGAGUACCCCGGAGGCCAUCGUGGCUGCUGAUAUUCCCACCGAUUGCCGGAAAGAAUUUGGGGACUGGGAACAGGCAGUCCGUGCGGCACUAUCGGAAAUCAGUACUGAUGGAGAUUUGCCGGAUGUUAGCGAAGAUGAGGUGGAGUGUGAAGAAGUAGAUGAACAAGUGAAAGACAGCUUGGAGGCCUUCUCGUUGUCGGAUAAGGAUAUGAAGGAGAAUUCCGUAUUUUCAUUAACCGCGGCUCCGUUGUUUUCGUCCACUCAGUUGGCACCCCUCCAUUUAUCCGUCCCUGGUUUCGAGGAUCUCGAAUUCGGUGCGUUCGAACAACAAGAAUCUGUCGCUUUGGACAGUAGGCCGGUAGUCAGCCGUGUGGUCUCCAGCCGAUCACCUGUUGUAAAUACAGCGUCGACUGCACAUUCGUCUCCAGAACUCCCAUUCCCAAGCCCACGGAAAUCAGAAACCAAGAGUGAACGUCAGCAGCGAAUAUGUCAAAAGCUUUCAAGGUUCUCAGCGAACGUUGCUUCGUCGAAACGCCAUUUGACCGAAGAGCAUUUCCCUUUGAGUGAUAUUUUACAGAGUCCUCAAAAGCCACGCGAUAUUUUAUCCGGUUCCUCUCCCGAUACGAAAAAACCAGCCUACGAAUGCACACUCUCUUCUGACGUCCGAUUAACUGAUUCUGACUUUGAAAUAGAUUUAUG
This is a messenger RNA of Opisthorchis viverrini, 2643 nucleotides long. RefSeq lists its product as hypothetical. Gene Ontology annotation, cellular component: nucleus; MCM complex. The transcript has 4 exons. Gene Ontology annotation, molecular function: single-stranded DNA helicase activity; single-stranded DNA binding; ATP binding. The annotation marks the transcript as partial. Lineage: Eukaryota; Metazoa; Platyhelminthes; Trematoda; Opisthorchiida; Opisthorchiidae. Gene Ontology annotation, biological process: double-strand break repair via homologous recombination. The record is from RefSeq and is a predicted model, not a curated record.